Messenger RNA from Copidosoma floridanum, 3108 nucleotides. RefSeq names its product ionotropic receptor 75a-like. The record is from RefSeq and is a predicted model, not a curated record. Gene Ontology annotation, cellular component: membrane. Lineage: Eukaryota; Metazoa; Arthropoda; Insecta; Hymenoptera; Encyrtidae. Gene Ontology annotation, molecular function: ligand-gated monoatomic ion channel activity.
AUGUCAAGUUUUGUAAUUUUUUCUUAUUUCUGGCUAGUUUUAGCUUAUGGUAAUGCUCAAAAUAAUUUCAUCGUAGAUUAUUUCAGUUUCAAAAAAACUUUAAACGUAAUCGGAUUUUCCUGUUACAAUGAUGAUGAAAAUUUGUCACUAAUAAAGGACUUUAGCCAAAAUGGUAUAUCAUCAACUUUAAACGGAUUACACAAGGAAUCCAAUAUUCAUCUGUUAGGUAAAAGUAGUUACUGGAAAAUAGGAAUUUUUUUAGAUUUUAGAUGCUUUGAUGAUGAAAGUAUAACAUCAUUAUUUUUCGACGCUUCAGAGAAUAGAUUGUUUGGAGAACUGCAUUAUUGGCUAAUUUUUUCCAAUGUCUCGAGUGUCCUGAAGGUCAUAGAUGAUCGAGCAUUUGGUCUUUCGACGGAUGUAGUAGUGGCAGAGUUUUCGAAAGACACAGAAAGUUAUACUUUAUAUGACAUUUAUAAUCAAUCUAAGGAACGCGGUGGGGUUCUAAAAGUUUUAUUUCUUGGCACUUGGAACAAAAGAGAUGGUAUUAGCCUCGUCCAGAGUUCAAAGUUCAAUAGACGAUCCAAUUUAGGAGGAUUUUCGUUAAAGACAAUGUUUUUUAAGAGUUUAUAUAAAUCGAAUGAUGUUGCUCUGGAAGACUAUCUCGAUGAUUUUUCUCACGCUACUUUAGAUGGAAGGUCAAAAUAUGGAUAUCACAUAAUAAAGCACCUCUCGGAAUUAUACAAUUUUUCAUUGGAAUAUCUCGAAUCACCAGAAUGGUUAGCUGGAGACCCCAAUGGUCCUUUGGUACAAGCUUUGUUUAACAGUUCAAUAGAUUUUAGUGGCACUCCGUUUACCAUGAAUAUUGUGAGAACUCAUCUCGUGAGAUUUGUGCAUCAGGAUUGGCCAUUUCGCACUUGUUUUAUCUUCCGGAAUCCUCAGCCAAAUAAUAUUAAAAUUCAAGAAAUUCUACGGCCUUUCACGAAUAACGUAUGGUACAUGACAAUAUCAAUUUUUAUUUUCAUCAUUGCGGUACUAGUCCUCGUUCUACACAAAGAAAAAUUCAACAGUAGUUUUGAAAUAUAUUCAAACUCAGUUCUUAUUACAAUUGGAUCGAUUUGCCAACAAGGCACCGACGUACAAAUGGAUCACGCGUCAACUCGAAUGGCUUUCAUAUCUAUCUUGGUAUUUUCGUAUUUAUUUUAUAAUUAUUAUUCAGCCUCAAUAGUCUCUGCUCGACUGGACGAGCCGAUUUUCAAGAUCAACGACUCGUUGAACCAAUUGGGUAAAAUAAAUUUAAAAAUGGCUUCAGAAGCUAUGAUUUAUCUGGAUUUUUACCUAAAAAAACCUGACUGGGACACUAGAAUGUUCUACGAAAAUUAUUGGUCUAAAUUGGCACCAGCUGACUGGUACAUGAAUCCCGAUAACGGGAUGCAACUUGUGAAAAAAGGAGGUUUUGCCUACCAUACUCAUCCAGACAUCAGUUAUCCAAUUAUCGAUAAAGAUUACAGCAAUCGCGAGACUUGCGAACUCAUGGAAGUUCACUUGGCGAGACCUUGUUUGACGACCUUUGCCGUGACCAUUAAUAGUUCAUUGGUGGAACUCGCAAGAGUUGGAUUGACAAAAAUCUCAGAAGUUGGCAUCAGGCACCGGCAUAUUUCUAGAUGGUCGUAUAAAAAACCCAAAUGUAGGAAGGAUAUUCUCAGCGCGUCCAGCAUUAAUAUUUACGAAUUUGCGCCUCAUUUGUUGAUUUUACUGAUAGGCAUGAUGGCAUCUGUCUUUUUUUACGCUUCAGAGAAUAGAUUGUUUGGAGAACUGCAUUAUUGGCUAAUUUUUUCCAAUGUCUCGAGUGUCCUGAAGGUCAUAGAUGAUCGAGCAUUUGGUCUUUCGACGGAUGUAGUAGUGGCAGAGUUUUCGAAAGACACAGAAAGUUAUACUUUAUAUGACAUUUAUAAUCAAUCUAAGGAACGCGGUGGGGUUCUAAAAGUUUUAUUUCUUGGCACUUGGAACAAAAGAGAUGGUAUUAGCCUCGUCCAGGGUUCAAAGUUCAAUAGACGAUCCAAUUUAGGUGGAUUUUCAUUAAAAACUAUGUUUUUUAAGACUCUAUAUAGAUCAGAUAAUGUUGGACUCGAAGACUAUCUUGACGACUUUUCUCACGCUACUUUAGAUGGUCAAUCAAAAUAUGGAUAUCACAUUGUUAAGCACCUCUCAGAAUUAUACAAUUUUUCUCUUGAAUAUCUCGAAUCAUCGGAAUGGUUAGCUGGAGACCCAAAAGGCCCUUUGGAACAUGCCUUGGUCAACAAUUCCAUAGAUUUUAAUGGUAGUCCAUUUACCAUAAACUUAGGAAGGACUUACAUUAUAAAAUUUGUUCAUCAGGACUGGCCGUUUCGUUACUCAAAACCUACGUCUUUGCAACAAAAAAAGUUGAAUGCAUUUAUCUCAGGUACCGACGUACGAAUGGAUCAAGCAUCGACUCGAAUGGCUUUCAUGACUAUCUUGGUGUUUUCGUACCUGCUUUAUAAUUAUUAUUCAGCUUCAAUAGUCUCUGCUCGACUGGACGAGCCGAUUUUCAAGAUCAACGACUCGUUGAACCAAUUAGGUCAAAUAAAUCUGAAAAUGGCUUCGGAAGCAAUGGUUUAUUUAGAGUUUUUUCUCAAAAAACCUGACUGGGACACUAGAAUGUUCUACGAAAAUUAUUGGUCUAAAUUGGCACCAGCUGACUGGUACAUGAAUCCCGAUAACGGGAUGCAACUUGUGAAAAAAGGAGGUUUUGCCUACCAUACUCAUCCAGCUAUUGCUUAUCCGAUUAUUGAUAAAGAUUACGACAAUCGUGAGAUUUGUGAGCUUAUGGAAGUUAACCUGGCGAGACCGACAUUUACGUCCUUUGCUGUGACCUUAAAUAGUUCAAUAGUGGAACUCGCAAGAGUUGGAUUGACAAAAAUCUCAGAAGUUGGCAUCAGACACCGGCAUAUUUCUAGAUGGUCGUAUAAAAAACCCAAAUGUAGGAAGGAUAUUCUCAGCGCGUCCAGCAUCAAUAUUUACGAAUUUGCGCCUCAUUUGUUGAUUUUACUGAUAGGCAUGAUGGCAUCCAUUGACUCAAUGGAUUUGUAG